AACGAAACCUCGGGGCAUCCCUCGCAAGGAAGCUGAACUCCUGGCCUUCAAGCAAGUCAAUCCGUAUCACGCCCAUCCACGCUUUUCCUUCUCCGCUCGUUUUGAUCCAAGCUUCACUCCUUUCACACCAGCCAUGGAUUUUGUUCCUCAAAACGAGUACCCCGCCGACUCGGCCUCCAUCGCACAAGUCAACGACAAUUAUCAGCAUGACGAGUCCACGGCGAUCCCAGCCAUGCCCCCUUCACAUCAAGCCACGGCCACGCCGCCCCUAGACAACAAUGACACGAACCAGCGGUAUAACUCGCCGAGCCUGUACCCUCAGUCGAAUUCGAGGCCGGGAUCCGGGAUGGGCGGCUAUCAACAGACAACACAGUACCCGGAAAACAGACAGUCGCAGCAGUCCUCCAACAACAAGAGCAGUGUUGUCAUCAAGGUGGGGAUGGUCGGAGAUGCACAGAUAGGCAAGACGAGUCUCAUGGUCAAAUAUGUCGAAGGUAGCUGGGAUGAAGACUACAUCCAAACUCUAGGCGUGAACUUUAUGGAAAAGACAAUCUCCAUACGCAACACCGAAAUCACAUUCUCGAUUUGGGACUUGGGUGGCCAACGUGAAUUCGUCAACAUGCUGCCACUGGUCUGCAACGACGCCGUGGCCAUUUUGUUCAUGUUCGACCUCACCCGCAAAUCCACCCUCAACAGCAUCAAGGAAUGGUACAGGCAGGGAAGAGGUUUCAACAAGACCGCCAUACCUUUCUUGAUCGGCACAAAAUAUGAUCAUUUUGUCAAUUUCCCCAGAGAAGAUCAAGAGGAGAUAAGCAACCAGGCACGACGCUUCGCCAAAGCCAUGCGGGCCUCUCUGAUCUUCAGCAGCACGAGUCACAGCAUAAACGUGCAAAAGAUCUUCAAAAUCGUUCUAUCGAAAGCCUUUGACCUGAAAUGCACGAUCCCAGAGAUCGAGAACGUCGGCGAACCUCUCCUCCUCUAUCAGUCGGUUAAUUGAGGCUGCUCAAUGUCCUCCUGUAAUGAACAAACCGACUGCCCUUUCUUGUCCUCGAGAGGCACCGUUACUUGGUGUUUUUUUUGCCCAAGCUUUGUUUUGGCAGCAGUAAAGAUAAGGGGGAUAGGAAAACAAUCGCGAUGCCUACGUGAUCAUGAUUUUGCAGGACGAAAUGCCGACACGACAGAAGAUUUUGCCUCUUAUCCCCUUUUUUUCCCGAAUCACACCCUCACUCGAACGAACGACUUGCAUCCGUCUCUCAGUCACGCUGGCUGUGCUCGACACACGAAAACAUCCCCAAAACCGCUCCCCAAUACUGCUCCCCAAAGGACUCUCUGCCUUCCGAGUCAAGAGUAAUGAUAAUUCACACGCACUCUCUCCUUCUCUCCCUUGACUUUUGGCAGCACGACACACAACCCACCACAAUCACGGGGCUCCAGCACCUCCGGAACCAACCGACCAACCACUGUCACAGUUAUCUUGUGUUUCUAUAUCCUUUUUUCUUUUUCGUGUCUCAAACGAUGUUUUCAUGUCGAAGUCUAGAGAUCAGGAAACGGCACAUCCAUUCGCAAGCGUUGGUGGGUGCGUGCUUGCCUUGGACCUUUCUAGAAUUCACUUUACGAGUCAUCCAACAGGACCAUUGCUACUUGGACGAGGGCGAACGUGUCAUGCAAGAGUCUUCUUAUAUUGUCUGGUGCAGUUCAAAGCAUGACCCAUCACAACCCUGCGAACCGUGGGUACAUGAGGGGAUGAGAAUGCCAAAAGGGGGGAAAUUGCGUGCAAGAAAAAGCAGAAGAACCAGAACCAGCGAGUCGUGUCUGCCUGAAUGAUCCGACUCGACAGAAGAGGGGAAUGAAAGAAGGUCUAUCAUUGAAUGAAAUCGGAUCCCGAGUCAUCCCAUCGCCAGGCUCGUCCUAUACUCUCCGCGAGACAGGGCAAGGCACGAAUUACCCAGUCUCCCCAUGAUCGUAAUGGAAAAAAAGGACAAGAAUGAACCAUCGAGAACACUAUUGAACAGG
This is a messenger RNA of Exophiala oligosperma, 2013 nucleotides long. Its product is annotated as septum-promoting GTP-binding protein 1. Bases 134 to 997 code for a protein of 287 amino acids. Gene Ontology annotation, biological process: regulation of exit from mitosis. Gene Ontology annotation, cellular component: spindle pole body. The record is from RefSeq and is a predicted model, not a curated record. NCBI's taxonomy places the organism in Eukaryota, Fungi, Ascomycota, Eurotiomycetes, Chaetothyriales, Herpotrichiellaceae. The transcript is spliced from 3 exons. Gene Ontology annotation, molecular function: GTP binding; GTPase activity.